ACUUGUGUUCCGCUCCUGCCCGCGGCGCCCUGGCCCAUUCAUUGCUGCGCUGCUGAGCGGCGCCGCGUCGCGGUAGUGGGCUUUAGGUCGCUGGGGGCUAACCCGUGGGUCCGGAGGCCACCAUGGCGACCCUGGAGAAGCUGAUGAAGGCCUUCGAAUCCCUCAAGUCGUUCCAGCAGCAGCAGCAAAAGAAGGAACUUGCAGCCACCAAAAAAGACCGGGUGAAUCAUUGUCUGACAAUAUGUGAAAACAUAGUGGCACAAUCUCUCAGAAAUUCUCCAGAAUUUCAGAAACUUCUCGGUAUCGCUAUGGAACUUUUUCUGCUGUGUAGUGAUGAUGCGGAGUCAGAUGUCAGGAUGGUGGCUGAUGAAUGCCUCAACAAAGUUAUAAAAGCUUUGAUGGAUUCUAAUCUGCCAAGGCUACAGUUAGAACUCUAUAAGGAAAUUAAAAAGAAUGGGGCCCCUCGAAGUCUGCGUGCUGCCCUUUGGAGGUUUGCUGAGCUGGCUCACCUGGUUCGACCUCAGAAAUGCAGGCCUUACCUGGUGAAUCUCCUGCCAUGCUUAACUCGAACAAGCAAGAGACCCGAGGAAUCGGUCCAGGAGACCUUGGCUGCAGCUAUUCCCAAAAUUAUGGCUUCUUUUGGCAAUUUUGCAAAUGACAAUGAAAUUAAGGUCCUGUUAAAGGCUUUCAUAGCAAAUCUGAAAUCAAAUUCCCCCACUGUCCGUCGCACCGCAGCUGGCUCUGCAGUGAGUAUCUGCCAGCACUCCAGGAGGACUCAGUACUUCUACAGCUGGCUUCUGAAUGUGCUCCUAGGUCUGCUGGUACCUGUGGAGGAAGAGCACUCCACACUCCUGAUCCUCGGCGUGCUGCUCACAUUGAGGUAUCUGGUGCCUUUACUACAGCAGCAGGUCAAGGACACAAGCCUGAAAGGCAGCUUUGGGGUGACACGGAAAGAAAUGGAAGUCUCUCCUUCUGCUGAGCAGCUUGUUCAGGUGUAUGAACUGACUUUGCAUCACACGCAACACCAAGACCACAAUGUGGUGACAGGAGCACUGGAGCUCCUACAGCAGCUCUUCCGCACCCCACCGCCGGAGCUGCUGCAGGCACUGACCAUGCCAGGUGGGCUUGGACAGCUAGCUGCAGCUCAAGAGGAGGCCCAGGGCCGAGACCGCAGUGGGAGCAUUGUGGAACUUCUAGCCGGAGGGGGUUCUUCAUGCAGCCCUAUCCUUUCAAGGAAGCAAAAAGGUAAAAUACUGUUAGGAGAAGAAGAAGCCCUGGAAGACGACUCAGAAUCAAGAUCUGACGUCAGCAGCGCAGCCUUUGCAGCCUCAGUGAAGGGUGAGAUCGGUGGAGAGCUGGCUGCCUCUCCGGGGGUCUCCACUCCUGGGUCUGUGGGUCAUGACAUCAUUACGGAGCAGCCUCGUUCACAGCACACGCUGCAGGCAGACUCUGUGGACCUCUCUGGCUGUGACUUGACUAGUGCUGCCACCGAUGGAGAUGAGGAGGACAUCUUGAGCCACAGCUCCAGCCAGAUCAGUGCAGUUCCAUCUGACCCUGCUCUGGACCUAAAUGAUGGGACCCAGGCCUCCUCACCUAUCAGUGACAGCUCCCAGACCACUACUGAAGGGCCUGACUCGGCCGUGACACCCUCCGACAGUUCUGAAAUUGUGUUAGAUGGUGCUGACAACCAGUGCCCCAGCAUGCAGCUCGGCCAGCCACAGGAGGACGAGGGAGCUGAAUGUGUUCUUCCUGGUGGAGACUCGAGUGCUUUCAGAAACUCCUCCCUGGCACUUCAGAAGGUACAGUUAUUGGAGAGCAUGGGUCACAGCAGGCAGCUUUCUGACAGCAGUGUUGAUAAAUUUGUGUCAAGAGAUGAAGCGCCUGAACCAGGCGACACAGACACCAAGCCUUGCCGAAUCAAAGGUGAUAUCGGACACUCUACCGAUGAUGAUUCUGCUCCUCUGGUCCAUUGUGUUCGCCUUUUAUCGGCAUCAUUUUUGUUAACUGGGAAAAAGAAUGCCCUGGUUCCAGACAGAGACGUGAGGGUCAGUGUUAAGGCUCUGGCCCUCAGCUGUGUUGGAGCAGCCGUGGCCCUUCAUCCGGAGUCUUUUUUCAGCAGACUUUAUAAAGCACCCCUUGCUCCCAUGGAGUACCCUGAGGAGCAGUAUGUCUCAGACAUCUUGAACUAUAUUGAUCAUGGAGACCCACAGGUCAGAGGAGCCACGGCCAUUCUCUGUGGGACACUCAUCUGCUCCAUCCUCAGCCGCUCCCGCUUCCAGGUGGGGGACUGGCUUGGCACCAUCAGAGUUCUAACAGGAAAUAGAUUUUCUUUGGCAGACUGCAUUCCUUUGCUGAGGAAAACUUUGAAGGAUGAGUCUUCUGUUACCUGUAAGCUGGCCUGUACAGCUGUGAGGCACUGUGUCAUGAGUCUCUGCAGCAGCAGCUACAGUGACCUGGGAUUACAGCUGCUCAUUGAUGUGCUGUCUCUGAGGAAUAGCCCCUACUGGCUGCUGAGGACAGAGCUGUUGGAGACUCUUGCUGAGAUCGACUUCAGGCUGGUGAGCUUUUUGGAGGCAAAAGCAGAAAGCUUGCACAGAGGGGCUCAUCAUUACACAGGGCUUUUAAAACUGCAAGAACGAGUCCUCAAUAAUGUGGUCAUCUAUUUGCUUGGGGAUGAAGACCCCAGGGUGCGACAUGUUGCUGCAGCUUCAUUAGUAAGGUUGGUUCCAAAGCUGUUUUAUAAAUGUGACCAAGGACAGGCAGAUCCCGUAGUGGCUGUGGCAAGAGAUCAAAGUAGUGUUUACCUGAAGCUGCUCAUGCACGAGACGCAGCCUCCGUCGCACUUCUCCGUCAGCACCAUUACCAGAAUAUAUAGAGGUUAUAGCUUACUACCAAGCAUAACAGAUGUCACCAUGGAAAAUAACCUGUCAAGAGUUAUUGCUGCAGUUUCUCAUGAGCUGAUCACAUCAACCACUAGGGCACUCACAUUUGGAUGCUGUGAAGCUUUGUGUCUUCUUUCUGCAGCUUUUCCAGUUUGUGUCUGGAGUUUAGGUUGGCAUUGUGGAGCGCCCCCACUCAGUGCCCCCGACGACUCUAGGAAAAGCUGUACCGUGGGGAUGGCCACCAUGAUUCUCACCUUGCUCUCGUCAGCGUGGUUCCCAUUGGAUCUCUCAGCCCAUCAAGACGCCUUGGUUUUGGCUGGAAACUUGCUUGCAGCCAGUGCCCCCAAGUCUCUGAGAAGUUCAUGGACCUCUGAAGAAGAAGCCAACCCAACAGCCACCAGACAAGAGGAGGUGUGGCCAGCUUUAGGUGACCGGACACUGGUGCCCAUGGUCGAGCAGCUCUUCUCCCACCUGCUGAAGGUGAUCAAUAUCUGUGCUCACGUCUUGGAUGAUGUGACUCCGGGGCCAGCAAUUAAGGCAGCCUUGCCUUCUCUAGCAAACCCCCCUUCCCUAAGUCCCAUCCGGCGAAAGGGGAAGGAGAGAGAACCAGAACAGGUAUCUGUUCCACCCAGUCCCAAGAAAGGCAAUGAGGCCAAUACAGCCUCUCGACAAUCAGAUUCCUCAGGCCCUGUCACAGCAAGUAAAUCUUCCUCAGUGGGCAGUUUCUACCAUCUCCCAUCCUACCUCAGACUGCAUGAUGUCCUGAAGGCCACUCACGCCAACUACAAGGUCACUUUGGAUCUUCAGAACAGCACUGAGAAGUUUGGGGGGUUCCUGCGCUCUGCCUUGGACGUUCUUUCUCAGAUUCUAGAGCUGGCGACACUGCAGGACAUUGGGAAGUGUGUUGAAGAGAUCCUUGGUUACCUGAAAUCCUGUUUUAGUCGAGAGCCAAUGAUGGCAACGGUUUGCGUUCAGCAGCUACUGAAGACGCUCUUUGGAACAAACUUGGCUUCCCAGUUUGACAGCUUAUCUUGGAACCCCAGCAAGUCUCAAGGCCGAGCCCAGCGCCUGGGCUCUUCGAGUAUGAGACCAGGCUUGUAUCACUACUGCUUCAUGGCUCCAUACACCCACUUUACACAAGCCCUGGCAGAUGCCAGCCUGAGGAACAUGGUGCAGGUGGAGCAGGAGCAUGACGCCUCGGGAUGGUUUGAUGUACUCCAGAAAGUGUCCACCCAAUUGAAGACUAACCUCACAAGCGUCACAAAGAAUCGAGCUGAUAAGAACGCUAUUCACAACCAUAUUCGUUUAUUUGAACCCCUUGUUAUAAAAGCUUUAAAACAGUACACCACUACAACAUCUGUGCAGUUGCAGAAGCAGGUUUUGGAUUUGCUGGCACAGCUGGUUCAGCUACGGGUCAAUUACUGUCUCCUGGAUUCAGAUCAGGUGUUCAUUGGAUUUGUGUUGAAACAAUUUGAAUACAUCGAAGUAGGCCAAUUCAGGGAAUCAGAGGCAAUUAUUCCAAACAUCUUUUUCUUCCUGGUAUUACUAUCUUAUGAGCGUUACCAUUCAAAACAGAUCAUCGGGAUUCCUAAGAUCAUUCAGCUGUGCGACGGCAUCAUGGCCAGUGGGAGGAAGGCUGUGACACAUGCCAUACCAGCUCUGCAGCCCAUAGUUCAUGACCUCUUUGUGUUAAGGGGAACAAAUAAGGCUGAUGCAGGCAAAGAGCUUGAAACCCAGAAGGAAGUGGUGGUGUCGAUGUUGUUGAGACUCAUCCAGUACCAUCAGGUGCUGGAGAUGUUCAUCCUUGUCCUGCAGCAGUGCCACAAAGAGAGUGAGGACCGGUGGAAGCGCCUCUCCCGGCAGGUCGCCGACAUCAUCCUGCCUAUGUUAGCCAAGCAGCAGAUGCAUAUUGAUUCUCAUGAAGCCCUUGGAGUGUUAAAUACCUUAUUUGAGAUUUUGGCCCCUUCCUCCCUCCGUCCUGUGGACAUGCUUUUGCGGAGUAUGUUUGUCACGCCAAGUACAAUGGCAUCUGUGAGCACUGUUCAACUGUGGAUAUCUGGAAUCCUAGCCAUUCUGAGGGUUCUCAUUUCCCAGUCAACUGAAGAUAUUGUUCUUUCUCGUAUUCAGGAGCUCUCCUUCUCUCCCUAUUUAAUCUCCUGUCCGGUAAUCAACCGUUUAAGAGAUGGAGACAGUAGCUCAACAAUGGGAGAACACACUGAAAGGAAACAAGUGAAGUGUUUGCCAGAAGAAAUAUUCUCAAGGUUUCUGUUACAGCUGGCUGGUGUUCUUCUAGAGGACAUUGUUACAAAACAACUGAAAGUGGAAAUGAGUGAACAGCAGCAUACUUUCUACUGCCAGGAAUUAGGCACACUGCUCAUGUGCCUCAUCCACAUCUUCAAGUCUGGAAUGUUCCGGAGAAUAACAGCAGCUGCCACUAAACUCUUCAGCAGCGACAGUGGUGAGGGCAGCUUCUACACCCUAGAGAGUCUGAACACGCGCGUGCGCUCCAUGGUGCCCACGCACCCGGCCCUGGUGCUCCUCUGGUGCCAGAUCCUGCUGCUUGUCAACCACACAGACCACUGCUGGUGGGCAGAGGUGCAACAGACUCCCAAGAGACACAGUCUGUCCUGCACAAAGCCGCUCAGCCCCCAGAUGUCUGACGAGGAGGAUUCUGACUCAGCAGCCCAACUUGGAAUGUGCAACAGAGAGAUUGUGCGAAGGGGAGCCCUCAUUCUCUUCUGUGAUUAUGUCUGUCAGAAUCUCCAUGACUCAGAGCACCUAACGUGGCUCAUUGUGAAUCACAUUCAAGAUCUGAUCAGCCUGUCCCAUGAGCCUCCAGUCCAGGACUUUAUUAGUGCAAUUCAUCGGAAUUCUGCUGCCAGUGGCCUUUUUAUCCAGGCAAUCCAAUCUCGUUGUGAAAAUCUUUCAACGCCAACCACUCUGAAGAACACGCUGCAGUGCUUGGAAGGCAUUCACCUCAGCCAGUCGGGCGCUGUGCUCACACUGUAUGUGGACAGGCUCCUGGGCACCCCCUUCCGCGCACUGGCUCGCAUGGUUGACACCCUGGCCUGCCGCCGGGUAGAAAUGCUUUUGGCUGCAAAUUUACAGAGCAGCAUGGCCCAAUUACCAGUAGAAGAGCUGAACAGAAUCCAGGAGCACCUCCAGAGCAGUGGGCUCGCGCAGAGACAUCAAAGGCUCUAUUCCCUGCUGGACAGGUUCCGACUCUCCACUGUGCAAGAUUCCCUCAGCCCCCUACCUCCGGUCACUUCCCACCCGCUGGACGGGGACGGGUACAUGCCACUGGAAACGGUGAUUCCAGACAAAGACUGGUACCUCCGUCUGGUCAGAUCACAAUGUUGGACCAAGUCAGAUUCUGCACUGCUGGAAGGUGCGGAGCUGGUGAAUCGCAUCCCUGCUGAAGACAUGAGCGUGUUCAUGAUGAGCUCGGCCCUGGCAUGGCACUUGGUCCACGAGCAGAUCCCACUGAGUCUGGACCUCCAAGCGGGGCUGGACUGCUGCUGCCUGGCACUGCAGGCUCCUGGCCUCUGCAGUAUGAUCUCCUCUGCAGAGUUCGUGACCCACGUCUGCUCCCUCAUCCACUGUGUGCGAUUCCUCCUUGAAGCUAUUGUGGUACAGCCUGGAGACCAGCUCCUCAGUCCAGAAAGCAGACUGAACACUCCAACUACUGUCAGAGAGGAGAAGGUGGACUCAGACACACAAAACCCCAGGUGUGUGGCUGUGGCCUGUGAGAUGGUGGCCGAGAUGGUGGAGUCUCUGCAGUCAGUUCUGGCCUUAGGCCACAAGAGGAAUGGCAGCGUGCCCGCAUUUCUCACAGCGGUGCUGAAGAACAUUGUCAUCAGCCUGGCCCGCCUCCCCCUUGUCAACAGCUACACCCGUGUGCCCCCACUGGUGUGGAAACUCGGAUGGUCGCCCAAACCAGGAGGGGAUUUUGGCACCGUGUUUCCUGAGAUCCCUGUGGAAUUCCUCCAGGAGAAGGAAAUCUUCAAAGAGUUCAUCUACCGCAUCAACACCCUGGGGUGGACUAGUCGGACUCAGUUUGAAGAAACUUGGGCCACUCUCCUUGGUGUCCUGGUGACGCAGCCGCUUGUGCUGGAGCAAGAGGAAAGCCCACCGGAGGAAGACAUGGAGAGGACCCAGAUCCACGUGCUGGCCGUGCAGGCCAUUACCUCCCUGGUGCUCAGUGCCAUGACUGUACCUGUGGCUGGCAACCCCGCUGUGAGCUGCUUGGAACAACAGCCGAGGAACAAACCCCUGAAAGCACUCGACACCAGGUUUGGGAGAAAAUUGAGUGUGAUCAGGGGGGUUGUAGAGCAGGAGAUUCAAGCCAUGGUUUCUCGGAGAGAAAACAUCGCCACCCAUCACCCUUACCAGGCCUGGGAUCCGGUCCCCUCCCUGUCCCCAGCUACUACAGGUGCCCUCAUCAGCCACGACAAGCUGCUGCUGCAGACCAACCCGGAGCGCGAGCUGGGCAACAUGAGCUACAAGCUGGGCCAGGUGUCCAUACACUCGGUAUGGCUGGGGAACAACAUCACACCAUUGAGAGAGGAGGAAUGGGAUGAGGAGGAGGAGGAGGAAGCUGAUAUCCCCGCACCAGCAUCUCCUCCCGUGUCUCCAGUCAACUCCAGGAAGCACCGGGCUGGAGUCGAUAUCCACUCGUGCUCGCAGUUUUUGCUUGAAUUAUACAGCCGAUGGAUCCUACCGUCCAGCUCUGCCAGAAGGACCCCGGUCAUCCUCAUCAGUGAAGUGGUUCGAUCGCUUCUCGUGGUCUCAGACUUGUUCACCGAACGCACCCAGUUUGAGAUGAUGUACCUGACGCUGACAGAGCUGCGGAGGGUGCACCCUUCAGAAGAUGAGAUCCUUGUUCAGUACCUGGUGCCUGCCACCUGCAAGGCAGCCGCUGUGCUCGGCAUGGACAAGGCUGUGGCGGAGCCAGUCAGCCGUCUGCUGGAGAGCACACUCAGGAGCAGCCACCUGCCCAGCCAGAUCGGAGCCCUGCAUGGCGUCCUGUACGUGCUGGAGUGCGACCUCCUGGAUGACACCGCGAAGCAGCUCAUCCCGGUCGUCAGCGACUACCUCCUGUCUAACCUCAAAGGGGCAGCCCACUGCGUGAACGUUCACAGCCAGCAGCACGUGCUGGUGAUGUGUGCCACCGCGUUCUACCUAAUCGAGAACUAUCCUCUAGAUGUGGGGCCGGAGUUUUCUGCAUCUAUAAUACAGAUGUGUGGAGUGAUGCUGACUGGCAGCGAGGACUCCACCCCGUCCACCAUUUACCACUGCGCCUUGCGCGGCCUGGAGCGCCUCCUGCUGUCGGAGCAGCUCUCCCGGCUGGACACAGAGUCCCUGGUCAAGCUGAGUGUGGACAGGGUGAACGUGCACAGCCCGCACCGGGCCAUGGCAGCGCUAGGCCUGAUGCUCACCUGCAUGUACACAGGAAAGGAGAAAGCCAGUCCAGGCAGAGCUUCGGACCCCAGCCCUGCAGCCCCGGACAGUGAGUCCGUGAUCGUCGCUAUGGAGCGCGUGUCUGUUCUCUUUGACAGGAUCAGGAAGGGGUUUCCUUGUGAAGCCAGGGUGGUGGCAAGGAUCCUGCCUCAGUUCCUGGACGACUUCUUCCCGCCCCAGGAUGUCAUGAACAAAGUCAUCGGAGAGUUUCUGUCCAGCCAACAGCCGUACCCGCAGUUCAUGGCCACCGUGGUGCACAAGGUGUUCCAGACUCUGCACAGCGCCGGACAGUCAUCGAUGGUCCGGGAUUGGGUCAUGCUGUCCCUGUCCAACUUCACGCAGAGAACGCCUGUCGCCAUGGCCAUGUGGAGCCUCUCCUGCUUUUUUGUCAGCGCGUCCACCAGCUUCUGGGUUUCAGCGAUCCUUCCGCACCUCAUCAGCAGGAUGGGCAAGCUGGAGCAGGUGGAUGUGAACCUUUUCUGCCUGGUUGCCACAGACUUCUACAGACACCAGAUAGAGGAGGAGUUUGAUCGCAGGGCCUUCCAGUCUGUGUUUGAAGUGGUUGCCACACCAGGAGGCCCGUAUCAUCGGCUACUUACGUGCUUGCGAAAUGUCCAUAAGGUCACCGCCUGCUGAGCACCUGUGGCAGGAAGGCUUAGUAGCUGCAGGAGCCAGAGCCCGGGAGCCUGGGCCGAGCGUGCAAGCACACGCCUGCCUCACCUGUGGCUGCCUGGACCACCACAGGCUUCUGCUUGCAUUGUUGGGGGGCAGCUAGCAGUGUGGGAUAACUCAUAGCAGCAGUGCUCUGCAGCGGCGGCAGCAGCCAUGCAGGGAAUGUGCGUGUUGGGGGUGGAGCUUGCGUCCUGCGUCCUGGCCCUACUGUCUCUGGUGCCAGUCUCAGCCAGUGGGGUGUGCGUCCUUCGAGUGCUCACCAGGCGGCAGCUGCCCUGGGGCAGGAGUCUUGGCUCUGAGCCCUCCUGUCCCGCAGGCAGACUCCCACCAGCCCUGUGGGCUGGCACACGUUCGUGUCUCCCGAACAGGGUACGCCUGGUGCACCGGUGUCCGCACACAGACGCUGUGGUGUGCAGCCAGCUGGGGCUGGGGUGCCGGGCGCCUAGCGCCUGUCUCCCGUUCUCUGUUGUUCUCAGGACUUAAAACUUAAUUAUCUGUAAGUAAAGAGAUUAAUUUUAAAUGUAA
This is a messenger RNA of Dipodomys ordii (Ord's kangaroo rat), 9539 nucleotides long. It is a transcript of the gene Htt, whose product is annotated as huntingtin. The transcript is spliced from 65 exons. Gene Ontology annotation, cellular component: nucleus; cytoplasm. Gene Ontology annotation, biological process: microtubule-based transport. Lineage: Eukaryota; Metazoa; Chordata; Mammalia; Rodentia; Heteromyidae. The record is from RefSeq and is a predicted model, not a curated record. The coding region runs from base 123 to 8978 and encodes 2951 amino acids.